AAGGCCAAGCCCAUCACAACCCCCAAUCCCUCGAAUCAUGGCCCACUGCGAGCGGGCUUCGAAGCCUCUGCUCCAAUGCCUUCGCAAUACCUACUCUAGAGGCGUGGCUGGAGUUCAGCUCCAAACGCGAGCCUUCCAGUCGACCGCCAACGUUCGAGAGCCCGAAGCUGAAACUCCGAGCCAACCUUUCCACAAGGCACCCGAUCCCUCUCUUGUGACGAGUCCCCGUCUUGAACGACGGUUGCUCCGACAGGGAACCGCCCCCAUUGGAUCUCGUCGUCGCCGUGCCGCGCUCCAAGAUUCCGAGAACAUUCCUUUCGAACAGCUCCCCUACCAAUGUUUCCAAGAAGCCCGGAAGAUUUUGCUUGCGGACCGCGAAGAAAAGUUGAAGGAGAUUGAGACGAUGAGACAGCGCCUUGCCAGACAGGAGGCUUUGUCUGUUGAGGAGGCCGGAGGAGAAAAGGCGAAGAAGUCCCGUGUUACUGCGAUGCAAUUACACUUGGAGCGCCUCAAGGUUCUGGCCGAUAUUAACGACCCCCUUGUCAAGCGAAAGUUUGAAGAUAAUGAAGGUGACAUGUCCAAGCCCAUCUACCGCUUUUUGGCAGACCGCAAAUGGCGUGAAUACCGCCGCAAGAUUCAGGUCCAGCGUAUCACCCAGAUGAAGGUCAUUCCCGAUGUCCUGCCUCACUGCGACCCCGUCGUCGAAACAAAGUUGUACUUCGGCAAGCGACAAGUCCAAGCCGGUGAAUUCGUCGAAGCGAAGCUUAGCACAAGCGCGCCUAAACUCGAUGUGCAAAUGUUCGAGGGUGGUGAAAAGUUGGUCACUAUUGCAGUUGUUGACCCUGAUGUCCCCAACGUCGAGAACGACAACUUCGAUUAUAAGACACACUUCCUGGCUGUCAACGUCCCCAUCUCGGCCACCGCCACCAAGGUCGAUCUUGCGCAGCUUUUGGAAGAUUCCCAGGUCGUUCUCCCCUGGCUACCACCUGUUGCCCAGAAGGGAAGUCCCUACCACCGUCUUUCUCUCUUCAUCAUGGAGCAGAAGGAUGCCCAGCCUCUCGACUUUGCCGCCGUGAAGGCUAAGGAGAGCAGCCGCGACAACACUCUGCUUCGCACUCUCCAGUCCCGUUACCACCUCAAGGCCAUCGGUGCUCACCUGUUCCGUACCCAAUGGGACGACACGACCCUGGAGGUUAUGAAGGAGAUCGGAUUCGACGGUGCCAAUGUGGAGCUGCGCCGCAAGAGAGUCGAGCCUCUGCCCUAUAAGAGACGUAACCCCUCUUCGUUCCGCUGAUCUUGUUUGUCUUCAAGCCUUUGUAUUGUACAAUUUGAUAUAUGUAUGAAUAUGCACACUGUUUUAAU
Penicillium crustosum is the source of this 1362-nucleotide messenger RNA. Its product is annotated as mitochondrial 54S ribosomal protein mL38. Lineage: Eukaryota; Fungi; Ascomycota; Eurotiomycetes; Eurotiales; Aspergillaceae. The transcript is spliced from 2 exons. The coding region runs from base 38 to 1294 and encodes 418 amino acids. The record is from RefSeq and is a predicted model, not a curated record.